UAAACUGUACUGAAAUUUGUCCUGAGGGAUUUUAUGGAAGACAGUGCAGGCAGGAGUGUCCACAGGAGUGUAUGGGGAAAUGUAACAAAGUUAACGGAACAUGUCUAGAUAUUAAACAGAAAAUGAAAACUGAAUCAAUUGAAGUUAUAAAAACAAGGCCUAACGCAGUUAUAACUGUGGAGGAUUGGAACAACAGUUUGACUUAUUUGUCUGGACUGUUCGCCCUGCAGAUCAUCAUUACCAUCUCAGUAUUUGGAAUCUUUGUAAUGACCAGCUACACCAUUUAUAAAGUUAGAUUGAUUGGAAAAAGAAUUUUGAAGGAUAAAAAGAUCGCUAAUAAACCAUCGUUUACAUCUGCUGACUACAAAGUAGGACAGGGCAGAAUAGCUUUGAAUACAAGAUUGAGUGUGGAAUCGGCACAGAAACGUCAUACGAUAGGAAACGAUUUUAAUUACUUACCAGAAGCCCAUGAGCAAAGCGAGCAAUAUUUAGACGUUGUAUAAAUGGAUCUUCAGCUUCAAAAUUCCUUUCAGGCAUUUACAGCAAGGAAUCAGAUCAAUUACUAAACAUUAUGUGCCAGAACAAUUCAAGAAAUUGUUCUAAAUGUCUUCAUGUCAGAGACUUUGUCUAAGAAUUAAAAUAUAUUUAAUAGGAAAAUGCAAUAAGAAUAAAUAUG
Molecule: messenger RNA, 676 nt
Organism: Saccostrea cuccullata (small rock oyster)
Lineage: Eukaryota; Metazoa; Mollusca; Bivalvia; Ostreida; Ostreidae
Exons: 5
Coding region: 72-503 (143 amino acids)
Source: RefSeq, a predicted model, not a curated record